Messenger RNA from Rotaria socialis, 1437 nucleotides. The record is from the annotation of a GenBank genome assembly. NCBI's taxonomy places the organism in Eukaryota, Metazoa, Rotifera, Eurotatoria, Philodinida, Philodinidae.
AUGAUUACUCCAGUCUCGAAUAAUAUCCAAAAUGAUUCAGAAUCGAAAGUCGCAAUAGAUACAACAAAAGUCUAUAAAGUUUAUCCAAGACGUUUUGGAAUAUUAGCUAUCUUUUGUAUAUGCUCGUUAUCCAGUGGUUUUCAAUGGAUUCAAUAUGUUAUUAUUCAAAAUAUAAUUGUUCGAUACUAUAAUGAAAGUUUACCCGACAGUUUUGAAGCUAAAAAUAAUGCUGUUACAUGGACGAGUCUUAGUUACAUGGUUACUUAUAUUCCUUUAAUGUUUCCUGCAAUGUGGCUAUUGGACCGUUAUGGAUUGAAAAUAACAUGUUCAACCGGAGCUUUUCUUAAUAGUUUAGGUGCAAUAAUAAAAUGUUUUAGUGUAGCUAGAGAUCGUUGGUGGGUCGCAUUUAGUGGACAACUGGUUUGUGCUUGUGCACAAUCGUUUACAUUAGGAAUUCCACCAUAUUUAGCGGCUAGCUGGUUUGGUAGUCGCAGUGUUUCAACAGUGACAGCCAUUGCCGUUUUUGGAAAUCAAGUUGGCAUUGCACUUGGAUUUUUGGUACCAUCUAGAUGGAUACCUGACGUGGAAGAUCUUGAUUUAAUUGGAUAUCGGCUAAGAAUACUUUAUUAUGUUGUAGCUUUUGUCUGUAUUGCUUGUUUUUUUGCAAUGAUUAUUGUCUUUCGACGUUUCCCUCCAACACCUCCUUCGAAAGCACAAGAGCUAGCUCUUCAAAAUACUGAACAAAAUUAUGGCCAAACGUUGAAACGUUUACUAUUUAAUCGAUGGUUUCUUCUAUUGUUAUUGUCUUAUGGUCUCAACACUGGUACUUUCUAUUCGAUAUCAACACUUUUAAAUCCUAUCUAUAUGUGGUAUUUCGAUAAAAAAACUGCUCAAGCUAGUCAAUAUGCUGGUACUAUUGGUAUGCUAUUAGUUAUCGGUGGUAUUUUUGGUAGUCUUCUUGGUGGCUAUAUUUUAGAUAAAUCAAAAGCAUACAAAAAAGUAACUUUCGGUGUUUAUGUUCUUUCAUGUUUAUCAAUGGUUCUGUUUGUCUCAACUAUAAGUCUUCAUGAAUAUGUAGCUUUUGUCACAAUGAUUAUUGUUGGGUUUUUUAUGACCGGUUAUUUGCCUGUUGGCUUUGAAUAUGGUGUUGAAAUCACCUAUCCAGAAAAUGAAGCUAUUUCAAGCAGUUUAUUGAAUGUUAGCGCACAGAUAUUUGGCUUGUGUAUAACACAGUUACAAGAAUUUUUAAUAUUUAAACAGGCAAAAAUUUUGGAGUCGAAUAUAAUGCUAUGCAUUGUAUUGGUAGUUGGUGCAAUAAUUACGCUACUUAUUCGUUCACCUUUGCGACGACAAAAUGCUCAACAUAGUACGCAUCAUGUGUUUGAACCUAAUAAUUCAGCUCUUGUGUCAAAUACAAAUUUAACAGCUAUAACAUGA